CCUAGCUUAUGAUUAUGGAGCAUGGGUAGACUUGUAGGGAUUGUUGUCCUCACCAGCCGGUAGGUAAGAACUCCCGACCUAGUUGCCCAAGGUCUUCCCCAGCAGCAUGUUGAAUAUAAGCGUCCAUACCCAAAGUAGGGUCACCUACCUACCUCUUCCCUCCGGCAAAAUUUGUUCGUAAGCUCUGGCUAUCUUACCGCACACUCAAUCGUAACAGUGCGAGAUCGAGAUCCCAGGUACUACCUACGUAUUGCUUGCGGACCUGCGAGCUGGGGUCAAUGCGGCUUACCUAAGCAGCUCACCUUAUGGUGUCUGGCAGAGGUGGGGCUACACGCAUUCCGCUUCUCCCACUUCUUCCCUACAAGCCAGCAAUUAUCAACUCCACCACCGCACGCCGGCUCAGCUUUGAUCAACCCAUCCCCACGGCCUGAGGCGCUUACGCACCCCAGCAUGGUUCUCCAAGAUCUCGGUCGCCGCAUCAGCGGCGCCUUAAACGAUGUCACCCGGGCGCCUAAUCUCGACGAGAAGGCUUUCAAAGCCAUGCUCAACGAGAUAUCCGGUGCCCUCCUCGAAGCCGACGUCAACGUCCGACUCGUGAGCAAGUUGAAGAACUCGAUAAGCACCGCUGUCAACUUCAAGGACCUACCACCCGGCGUCAACAAGAAGCGGCUAAUUCAGAAAGCCGUCUUCGACGAACUAGUCAAGCUUGUCGAUCCCCAUGCCGAGCCGUUCAAGCCGAAGAAAGGCAAGUCCAACGUUAUCAUGUUCGUUGGCCUGCAGGGCGCCGGAAAGACGACGACAUGUACGAAGCUCGCGCGACAUUACCAAGCGAGGGGGUUCCGCUCGUGCCUCGUCUGUGCCGACACCUUCCGAGCCGGCGCCUUCGACCAGCUGAAGCAGAAUGCCACGAAAGCCAAGAUACCCUACUACGGGUCCCUUACCGAGCUAGACCCGGCCAAGAUUGCGAGGGAGGGCGUCGAAAAGUUCAAAAAGGAGCGGUUCGAGGUCAUCAUCGUGGACACUUCGGGACGUCAUCAGCAGGAGGCUGCCUUGUUCCAAGAGAUGAUAAACAUCCAGGCAGCCGUGAAACCCGACGAAACAAUCAUGGUACUCGACGCCUCCAUCGGCCAACAAGCGGAAGCCCAGGCCAAGGCGUUCAAGGAGGCGGCCGAUUUUGGAGCCAUCAUCAUCACCAAGACCGACGGCCACGCGAGCGGAGGUGGCGCCAUCUCCGCCGUUGCUGCCACCCACACGCCCAUCGUCUUUAUCGGCACGGGAGAGCAUAUGCUGGACCUCGAGAGAUUUGCCCCGCAACAAUUUGUCAACAAGUUGUUGGGAAUGGGCGACAUGGCAGGGUUGGUCGAGCACGUCCAGUCCCUGAAGCUGGAUCAGAAGGACACCAUCAAGCACAUCGCCGAAGGUAUCUUCACAGUACGCGAUCUCCGAGACCAGCUGAGCAAUAUCAUGAAGAUGGGCCCUAUCUCCAAAAUGGCGGGCAUGAUCCCUGGUAUGUCGAAUCUUCCGGGUAUGGCGGGUAUGGACGACGAGGAGUCUAGCGCGCGGUUGAAGCGGAUGAUAUUCAUCUGCGACAGCAUGACCGAGAAGGAACUAGACAGCGAUGGGAAGGUGUUCAUCGACCAACCCUCUCGCAUGACGCGGGUCGCCCGCGGGAGUGGCGUCAGCGUCCGCGAAGUCGAGGACCUGCUCACACAGCAGCGUAUUAUGGCGGGUAUGGCUAAGAAGAUGGGCGGCAAUAUGAAGAACAUGCAACGUGCCCAACAAGCCAUGGGCGGCGGCAACAAGGCGCAACAGUUUGCUGCCAUGCAGAAGCGACUGCAGAGCAUGGGCGGUGCCGGCGCGGGCGGCAUGCCCGACAUGGCGAGCCUCGCGAAGAUGUUCGGCGGCGGCGGCGGCGGGUUUCCCGGCGGCAUGGACAUGCAGAAGAUGAUGGAGAGCAUGGGUAUGGGCGGAAUGAUGGGGGGCGGAGCGCGAGGAGGCAGGCGGUAACGACAACACGUUGCGCACAGGGCAGAAGAGCAUUCGGCUUUUAUGGAUAGACAUAAUACGGACGGUGCCGGCUGGGCUUUUGGUAGGGAUGCAGGCAUUGCAUGGCGUUAGGCAGCAAAAACGGUUAAUAAGGAUACCAAGACUCUAAUCUAAUGAAGAGUGUGUCUAACAUCUUACGCGGCGCCGGUGACUAUUGAAGUCGGUUAACCGGCUCCGGGCGGAGUCAACUCUGUGUUAAUCCACUUAUCAAUGAGCCAAGGAGCCAACUCGCUAGGAGGGAGUUGUGAAGUAAAUACGAACGAAAUCAUAACUCCUCGUUGAACCCAACGUCCUUCAUGCUUACAAAACGGUUAUAGGCGAAUUACAAACACCUAGGACAAAACCCG
Durotheca rogersii is the source of this 2393-nucleotide messenger RNA. RefSeq names its product signal recognition particle protein. Gene Ontology annotation, molecular function: 7S RNA binding; GTP binding; GTPase activity. Gene Ontology annotation, cellular component: signal recognition particle, endoplasmic reticulum targeting; cytosol. Bases 451 to 2007 code for a protein of 518 amino acids. The record is from RefSeq and is a predicted model, not a curated record. Lineage: Eukaryota; Fungi; Ascomycota; Sordariomycetes; Xylariales; Xylariaceae. The transcript has 2 exons. Gene Ontology annotation, biological process: SRP-dependent cotranslational protein targeting to membrane; SRP-dependent cotranslational protein targeting to membrane, translocation.